CCCCGAGUCCUGUUUCAACCUUCACUGCGAGAGCGGUAUCGAGAGGGGCACCUUCAAGCAGGGGUCGAUUAAAAAUUACUUGUAAUAUUUACACACGUGUACAAGAAUCAUGUCCUUCCUCUCUAUCAGCAGACUAGCCCCGAGGCUCCUCAGUUCAAAGAAUGCCGCAUGCGUCCUCGUUGCAGCCAGAAAUGUCAGCGGAUCCACGAAUUUGAAAGACGUCCUGUCAGACCUCAUCCCCAAAGAACAGAGCAGGAUCAAGAACUUCAGACAGCAGCAUGGCAAAACCACAAUCGGUCAGAUCACAGUGGACAUGGUUUAUGGAGGAAUGAGAGGGAUGAAGGGUUUGGUGUACGAGACCUCUGUGCUUGACCCCGAUGAGGGAAUCCGUUUCCGGGGUUACAGCAUUCCAGAAUGUCAGCAGCUGUUGCCCAAAGCUCCUGGUGGAGAGGAGCCGCUACCAGAGGGUCUUUUCUGGCUGUUGAUCACAGGACAGGUGCCCACCGAAGAGCAGGUAAAUUGGGUGUCUAAAGAAUGGGCUAAGCGUGCCGCUCUUCCCUCCCAUGUGGUCACCAUGCUGGAUAAUUUCCCCACCAACCUGCACCCCAUGUCUCAGUUCAGCGCUGCCAUCACCGCGCUGAACAGCGAGAGCAGUUUUGCUCGGGCUUACUCUGAGGGAGUCAACAAGGCCAAGUACUGGGAGUUUGUGUACGAGGAUUCGAUGGAUUUGAUCGCCAAGCUCCCCUGUGUGGCGGCUAAGAUCUACCGUAACCUGUACCGUGAGGGCAGCAGCAUCGGCGCCAUCGACUCCAACUUGGACUGGUCACAUAACUUCACCAACAUGCUGGGCUACACCGAUUCAGAGUUCACAGAACUGAUGAGGCUGUAUCUCACUAUUCACAGUGACCAUGAGGGUGGAAACGUCAGCGCACACACCAGUCAUCUGGUAGGCAGCGCUCUGUCCGACCCCUACCUCUCCUUCAGUGCUGCUAUGAACGGCCUGGCCGGACCUCUGCACGGACUGGCCAAUCAGGAGGUACUGGUGUGGCUCACAGCUCUGCAAAAGGAACUUGGCGGUGAGGUUUCGGACGAGAAAAUGAGGGACUACAUAUGGAACACACUAAAAUCAGGCAGGGUGGUGCCGGGCUAUGGACAUGCUGUACUGAGAAAAACAGAUCCUCGCUACACGUGCCAGCGCGAGUUUGCCCUUAAGCACCUCCCGAACGACCCCAUGUUCAAGCUGGUCGCUCAGCUAUACAAGAUCGUCCCCAAUGUGCUGCUGGAGCAGGGCAAAGCCAAGAACCCCUGGCCCAAUGUAGAUGCUCACAGUGGAGUCCUUUUGCAAUAUUAUGGCAUGACUGAGAUGAACUACUACACUGUGUUAUUCGGCGUGUCCCGGGCGCUGGGCGUUUUGGCUCAGCUGGUGUGGAGCAGAGCGCUCGGAUUCCCUCUCGAACGCCCCAAGUCCAUGAGCACGGACGGACUCAUGGGUCUGGUUGGGUCCAAAUCAGGCUAAAGAGGGAGAGACCGUGCCAGCGGAGUGAUAACAGGAAGGGGAGGAGCUUAAACUACUAUAGAAACAGGGAUUUAAAGAGACAGUACACUUUUAAAUGUCAUCUAAAAAGGACCUUUGUUAAUCAAAUCACAUUUUUUGUCAUAUUAAUCCUUCACACCCAAUACAAACAACUAACUAGCCAUGCAUGCAUAGACAGAUUGCACAGAUUUUCAUGGAUAUUUCAGGUCGUACGAACAAUUCUUGUUUCGAAAAUGGGUAUGGAUGUAACAUGGUGCUUUGCGGGAAAGGGCAGUGUUGUCGUCCAAAAAUGCAGCCAGGAGUGCAAUAUCACCUAGUUCAAUUUAAACAAAUGAUGACUAUUAAAUACUAGUUCAGAAGAGAUAGCGCUUGACUUAGUAUGUAAAUAAACCCUUUGUUUGAACAAACAGAUGCUAUAUGCUCAGCUACCAUAUGAACUACGUUAUAUUUACUUUUCUGGAAUCAGAUGUUCACACGAGCCUAAAAGGAAAUGAAGCGACAAAGUCCUCCUCCUUCGCCUGUCAGAUAAUACUACGCCAUUUGACAAGGCAUCCAUCAACAUGUCUCUCCUUUUAAGAGCACUCCACGAUGGCAAACAGGUCCUCUCUCAAUAGAAUUGAUUCUGUGAGUUCAGUUCGAUUUGGGAAGCUUGUACAUUUGUUUAAAAGGGUACUGCCCCUUUAAGUUAUCUCACGUCGAUCUCUGACUUCAACCCAUCAUCUUUGUCUUCUCGUUUUUGUUUGCUUACACGCUUUAUUUGAAAUAAUGAAUCUAUUAUUGCAUUACACACAUGUCUUUUCCUCCCAUAAUUGGUACUAAUGGCAACUUGAUUUGUGUACCAACUCGAGAGUAAGCAAUCUGAGCCACAGCUUUCUGUUCGCUAGAUUCUGUUAUGUCUGUUCAUUCAUCGCUUUUAUAAUUUGCUGCUUGAAACCAUAAUAGUAGACAUAAUUUCUUUUAGCUGUUUGGAGUUCUUUUUAAGUGUCUUUUUGGUAUUUUGAGCAACCGUGUCUUGUGUAAAGACUGUAGGUAUACAUAAUUUGUGGUUUUAUUUAUUCAUGUAAAUAUUGCUUGAAUGUAUGAACUUAAACGUAUCAUAACGCUGAUUUCCAGUCGUCCUUUUAGUUAUCGAGCCACUGUAACCCUCUAAAACCAACCCUUUAUCCGAAAUAUAAGAAUAACUUUUAUAACCUGGCAAUAUUAUGUAAUCUGACAUUUCAUUUGACGUUUGCUCUCAAAGUUAACGAGCAAUCUUGUAGCUAGUCUGUCCAUAAGCACUCCAUUAGCUAUCAACGGCAUUACUCGAAACAAAAUAUAAUUGUCCGUUCGGCCACGUCCUUUCCAGUGGGUCUAAUCUUCAUGUUUGUCAGGUCAGGAUCAUUUAAAUAAUAAACAAUUUGAACAUGGAGAUGAUUGGUUGAAGUCAGAUCUACCAGGGGAAAUGGGAGGGGAUGAAAAAAUUGGGGUGAGAAGCUUAAGUGAACAAAAAAAAGAAAAAAUGGGAAAAC
Molecule: messenger RNA, 3042 nt
Organism: Paramisgurnus dabryanus
Lineage: Eukaryota; Metazoa; Chordata; Actinopteri; Cypriniformes; Cobitidae
Gene: cs
Product: citrate synthase
Biological process (GO): tricarboxylic acid cycle; carbohydrate metabolic process; citrate metabolic process
Cellular component (GO): mitochondrial matrix
Source: RefSeq, a predicted model, not a curated record